This is a messenger RNA of Moesziomyces aphidis, 1794 nucleotides long. The record is from the annotation of a GenBank genome assembly. NCBI's taxonomy places the organism in Eukaryota, Fungi, Basidiomycota, Ustilaginomycetes, Ustilaginales, Ustilaginaceae.
AUGUGCCACCACCACGCAUGCGCCACGGGCUCAGCCGACGGCGUCCAGACCGUCUUGUCGCCCAAUCCACACUCGAAAUCAGGCCAGGACGGAGACGGGCUCUUCCAGUGCAGCUACUCUCGUGCGGAGAGGAGGAGUGGAUUGACACAGACGCACACGGGCGAAGCGAUGGAAGCAGCCAUGCUGCCUCGAACCCUGCUUCAUAAGCCCACAACCCCACCAAACGCUCCCAUCGGCUCCUGCUCCUCCGGUGUCAAAUGCCUCUUCAACCCCUUCGAUCAAGGGCGAACAAUGCGGUACACCAUCUCCCGACUCGUUUGGGCUUAUCGACGUCUCGAACCCGCCGCUGUCCCGCCCGACGCUUUACUCCCCGCUUCGCUGUGCGAGCGUACCUUCCCCUGUCCAUCCGCAUACCUCUGGGGUAUCGAUUCGCUGGUCGAAAGCCCCCCUCUUUCCUGUCAAACAGGUGCAUCGGCAGUCUCCACGCUUCUUUCCUUCCAUCACAGCGACUGGGGGAUCAGGAUGCACCGACACGAUGGGAGCGAGUAUUUGCCGGCGGUGUUGGGCAGCCAGCCGCACGGGAGCCAGGUGAUUGCACUCAUGCGCUUCUCGCAGGAGGCCAUGACGUGGAAUCUGCCCGUGCUCAUCGCGCAGACCUUGCUCGUGGCCGAAAUCGUUCGAACCUACCCUGCGGAAGUGCGUAUGCUGAUGCGCAUCGUCCGUCGAGGCCGUCCGAACGUUGCCGAGAUUUUUUUCAUGGUGAUCAAGUACCUUGCACUGAUCGCGGUGAUCCUCGACAUUCUGGUGAGCGACACGUUUGCGGCGACGACGGACUUUGCAUGUCGCUCGUGGGCAUGGACCUCGUCCACGUUCUACUUUGUCUGCUCGACGCUGGUAUUCUGCGUGAUCGGUUGGCGAGCGCGGAUCAUCUUUCGCACGUCGCAAAAGGCGACCUACCUCAUCUCGGGCGGUUUGGUCGUGCAAUUGGCCAUUUCAAUGUGGACCAACUGGCGCGUAGUCAAGGCGGAUGCGCUGACUGUCGCCGGCACAUGCGCACCGGCAGCCCAAGUGCACGCAGGACCCGACGGUAACGGUGCGCUCCGCAUCCACUUUUGGCAGAGCUCCACAUUCUGGUUCCUGCUGUACAACACGCUGUUCGAAACGGCGCUGCUGGCGACGUGCAGUCUGCGGCUGUACAAGACCUCGAGUGGUCCCGCUGGCCUCACACGCAUUGCCAAGAUGCUCUUUGUCAACAACGUGCACUACAUGGCGGGCGUCGAGACAUGCAACCUGAUCGAACUCAUCAUGCUGCUUGGCUGGGCCUCCAGCCUGCCUGCGGUGCACAUGACGAGCAUCGCUAUCCAGAUCGUUGUGGGAUUGCAGAUGCUGAUUGGAGAGCAGGAGGCUGUGCAUAGCCCUAGCUGCUCGCGCGUCGGCUACUCGGUCGCCAACUCGACCACCAGCAGCUACGCCAAGCCGACUGCCACCACCGCCACCAGCGACGCUUCGUAUUCGGGACACGUGCGCGCACUGUCAUACAUCAAGAGACCCGCAACCGCCGGUUCGGCGAGAGAGCCGGCGUACAUCCAACAUCGUGGCCGCGGUCGCAAGGGCACGCUCUCGUCCAUCUCGAGCGUGCCACGGUACGCCAAACCCAUCCCGGAAGAGAACGUACCUGGCAUGCCACAAAGGGCUGCCACCGCUCCAGAUAACGGCGUCCAAGUCUCGAUCGAAAUGCCGCCACUCGCGCACGCCAGCUCGGCACCCAACGGUUCCGCGUACCAUCCUCAAUAG